Messenger RNA from Rattus norvegicus (Norway rat), 2492 nucleotides. It is a transcript of the gene Rnf215, whose product is annotated as ring finger protein 215. The record is from RefSeq and is marked validated. Lineage: Eukaryota; Metazoa; Chordata; Mammalia; Rodentia; Muridae. Gene Ontology annotation, cellular component: membrane.
CCGGCGCGGCCUGGCUCACUCGGUUCUCCUGGCCCCCCCGCGGACCUUAGACUACGGCCUCACCACCUCUCCGGUCCGGUCAUGGGCCCGGCCGAUCGCCCGGCACUGAGGUCGCCAUCUUCGCCGCCCCCUCCCCCAUCGCCGCCGUCGCCGCUGCUGCUACUGUUGCCCCUGCUGCCUUUGUGGCUGGGCCUGAUGGGUCCCGGAGCCGCGGCGGACGGCAGCGAGCCGGAGGCCCGGGCUGGGCGGGGCGGAGCCCGCGCAGUGCGGGUGGAUGUGAAGCUGCCGCGGCAGGACGCCCUGGUUUUGGAGGGUGUCAGGAUCGGUUCCGAAGCGAGUCCGGAACCUCUACUGGGCGGCCGCCUGCUGCUGAUGGAUGUCGUGGAUGCUGAGCAAGAGAUACCCGCAGAUGGCUGGAUUGCAGUGGCAUAUGUGGGCAAAGAGCAGGUCGCCCAGUUCCACCAGGAGAAUCAAGGCAGUAGCCAGAAGGCAUAUCCCAAGGCUCUGGUCCAGCAGAUGCGCCGAGCCCUUUUCCUGGGAGCCUCUGCCCUGCUUCUCCUCAUCCUAAACCACAGUGUAGUCCGAGAGUUGGACAUAUCCCAGCUCCUGCUCAGGCCAGUGAUUGUUCUCCAUUACUCUUCAAAUGUCACCAAGCUGUUGGAAGCUCUUCUGCAGAGGACCCAGGCUACUGCUGAGAUCAGCAGUGGAGAGUCCCUUUCAGCCAACAUCGAGUGGAAGCUGACAUUGUGGACCACCUGUGGUCUCUCCAAGGAUGGCUACGGUGGCUGGCAGGACUUGGUGUGCCUGGGAGGUGCUCAAGCCCAGGAGCAGAAGCCCCUGCAGCAGCUAUGGAAUGCCAUCUUGCUUGUGGUCAUGCUCUUGUGCACAGGCCUUGUGGUUCAGGCCCAACGGCAGGCAUCAAGACAGAGCCAGCAGGAGCCUGGAGGCCAGGAGGAUUUGUUCAAACGCCGUGUGGUUCGGAGACUAGCAUCCCUCAAGACCCGGCGGUGCCGGCUGAGCAGGGCAGCACACAGCCUUCCAGAGCCUGGCGCUGAGACUUGCGCUGUCUGUCUUGAUUACUUCUGUAACAAGCAGUGGCUCCGGGUACUGCCCUGUAAGCAUGAGUUCCACCGAGACUGCGUAGACCCCUGGCUGAUGCUACAACAGACCUGCCCACUGUGCAAGUUCAAUGUCCUGGGGAACCACUACUCAGAUGACUAACUCCCCAGUGGAGAGUCUGCACAUCGGGAUGGACCCUUCCCAGCCUACACUACAGGAGAGUGGGAUGGGCAGACCAGCUAGCCCUGUGGGCAAAGGAAAGGUUCCCACCAUGCCCAUGAUGGAUAGGAGGGACUCGCACCUCCAGGCUGAAGACACAGAGCCAGGACCCAGCAGGCAAGGAGAAAUCAUUAGAGCCCUUCUCUGCAAACCUGGGGUAUUGUGUCUGUCCUCAUAGGCAGCUCCCACAACUCUGGGAAAGAAAAUAUGGCCACUACAUCUGUCCACAGCACUCUGGAGCUUCGGUGUUGAAUUUUAUGCUAUUUAUUGAGGGAGAAUAUGUGUGGCCAUGGGACCCACUGGCAUGACCGUGUCUUUCGGGCCAUGGCCUAAUCAAAUCAAAGAUGACGUUAAAGUGAGCCUGCUCCACUCCCUGCUGCCCGUCCAGCUGGAUUCCUCCAGUCUGACUGGGAUCAGAGGCCUUAGAAACCAUCUAGUGCUGUAUUUCUUGGUUGGCCUAAAUGUUACUGCAGGAUACUUGAGGCCACAGAAUACAUGUGGUGCAUCUGCCAAGGGCAUCAUUACAAGAAAAAAACAAAAACACAAAAACAAAUGUUUGGGUAGGGAAGUUUUAAUAGUAAAAUAAACAUGGAGUAUAUUUUAACAUAUAAGACAUAAAUCUGUGUGAUGUUUUAAGAUGUUAAGGAAAAGAUGGAUAUGUGGUGGCAUAUGCCAAUAAUCCCAGAAACCUGGAGUUGGAGACAGGAGGAUUAAGAGUUCAAGGCCAGCUGGGCACAGUAGUGUACCCCUUUAGUCCUAGCACUGGUGAGGCAGAGGCAGGCAGAUCUCUGUGAAUUCAAGCCCAGCCUGGUCUACAUAGUAAGUUCCAAGACAGCCAGGGCUACACAGAGAGACCCUGUCUCAAAUAACAAAACAAAACAAAAAGUUCAAGGCUAAACUGGGCUCCUGGGCAGUCCCUGUAAUCCCCUUGUUCUGUAGCCUCUGGUAAGGGAAACCAGAGGGUCAUGAACUCUCGAUCAUCCUUGGCUGCAUAGACAAGCCUGGGCUACUCUCAAAGAGAAAAACAGACGAAAACCAAUCACCUUGGUUUCUCUUGCUGGGAACAGUAGAAUCCUUACAUUCCUCAAGGCCUUGCACUAUCUUUAAAAUGUUGACUCUAGAAAUUCUAGCCCCUGUGAGUAGGUUAUGUAGAGUGAUCUUCAGAUGAGAGGCAAGGGCUGGGGCAUGGCGCGAACUGGUAGAGAACCUGCCUC